AAGACGCUGCGGCGAUGGUGCAUUUGUCCAAACUAAACCGAAAAUCGUCCAGUUGGAAAGCAAGCAAUUAGAAUUGAUUAGGAAUACGAGAUGUAGCACGCGCACUCGUUUCCCCUUACGGUUUCCGAUGCCGAAUCCGGCCCCGGCACAACCGGCAGUCUGAUCCCGCGCGCGGCAUGCAUAUAUGUAGAUUCCAACCAAUUGUACGGCUACAUCGCUUGUCGACGUCGUCGCCCACAAUUUGCCCAUCCCCGGCAUCGAGCAUCAUUGAUUCUCUUGCGCCGGGAUAACCUUUUCUUACUCCUCAAUUUUUAUGUGAAAGAUCAAACAACCAACCAUACACAUGCACGCGCGCCUUCGCGCAGCUAAUGACGUAAUAUAUAGGAGGCAGAAUGUUUCACUCUGUGUAAAAUGUUUCGUUGUUGCGGCAUGCCAUAUUCCCAAUCGGCUUCCGUCCGACUCUGCCGGCCGCACCGUGUGCACGAUCGGUAACUUUACAAUCUGUCCCACUGGCAACAUGGUGAUGACUCCGCCUGCAGUGGUGGUAUAUCCGGAUAGUUGCUCAUACACCCUGGGCUUCACUGGGCCCUUUCCAUAUACACGCGCGCGCCGUCCACAGCAGCAUGCAUAUGUAUAUAUCUCCUGGAUCGCAACUACAACAGCAGCCAAAUUAACGAGUAUGUCGAUAUAUUGGCUAGCUGUUACAGUAUGCAAAUCUUUACUGUUUAACGAUUGAGAAGAAGAGAUAGAGGAAGAGACCAGCAGCAGAGUCCCAAGAUCUUCCUCUCCCUCUUCCCUUUUUACCAUGUAUGCAGCAUCAUGACCAUCAUGCAAAUUAUGCCGCGCGCCACAGAUAGGACGAUGCUUGUGAUGCGCCCUUUUUUACAUGCGACUGUAUUGUGUUAUACUGUAGCCGGAUAGAAUAAGCGCCUGCCCGAACAAUUUGGCUACAUUAUCAACUGCGCUUAUAUAACCGACGUAAUGCCCGUUGGACAAUGCGGUGUUGGUGUGCGUGUUUGGAUCCUGCUGUCCGGAACUAGGCAAAGUGAUACAUAACGGCUUGGUCUUGUUUUAUUGGUCCGGCAAGCGGUUUUUGUAUGAGCUGAGUGAAAGCGGCUGUUGCGGUUCCCGGUUGUUAUUACACGACAUACAGCGCAAUUAGCCAGACUGCAAAAAUGCCGGUCAUUCCCAUCAUCAACCGAGACACUGCCGAGCUGAAAAUGCUUCUCUACGAGAAGAUCCAGCAGGAACACAUCCAGAGACGGCUGGUUAUGCUCAUUGUCUGCAUUGCCUUACUACUGGACAACAUGUUGUACAUGGUGAUUGUACCCAUCAUCCCCAAAUACUUACGCGACAUCGAGGCCUGGGGAGCGCCCAUUGGCAAUGUUACCGGUCCAGAUGGGCUACCUGAUCCUGUUUACGAAGGAGAAAGUAGAUAUAAUGGCUACCUUUUCGCAUCGAAAGCCUUUGUACAACUCAUGGCAAACCCUUUUUCCGGUUACAUAAUUGACCGACAUGGGUACGAAAAACCGAUGAUGUUCGGACUGAUUAUCAUGUUUUUUUCCACGACCAUCUUCGCCUUUGGUACCGCCUACGGUGUCCUGUUUUUUGCCCGUAGUCUCCAGGGAGUGGGCUCGGCGUUUGCCGAUACGGCUGGUUUAGCCAUGAUCGCCGAUCGGUUCUCGGAUGAGGCCGAGCGCAGUAAAAUGUUGGGCAUUGCGCUGGCCUUCAUCUCCUUCGGCUCACUAGUGGCGCCACCCUUCGGCGGGGUGAUGUACCAGCACAUGGGCAAAGAAUCACCUUUUAUUAUUUUGUCGCUAGUCUGCUUAGCCGAUGCCAUCGGGUUGUCGUUGAUUAUGAAGCCGAAAGAGAAUAUCGCCCUGAAAACCGCCCUACAGCGCCAGAAGACCAUGGAUGUGCCCCGUGAAUUCAUCGGGGAUGUGCCAAGCGAUGUGAAACCGACACCCAUGUGGAAGCUAUUCCUUGAUCCCUACAUUGCCAUUUGCGCGGGGGCACUUAUGAUGGCCAACGUAUCAUUAGCGUUUUUGGAGCCGACCAUCUCCUUAUGGAUCAACGAAAGUAUGGAGGGCGUCAGCUCAGCACAAGAGGGCAUGAUCUGGUUACCGGCAUUCCUGCCGCAUGUGGCCGGCGUUUGGCUGACAGUACGGCUACUCGCCACCCGGCCCAAAUACGGCUGGCUGUACGCCGCAGUCGGUCUGGGACUGGAAGGCAUCUUCUCCUUUUUCAUCCCGGCCUGCGGUAGUUUCUGGGUGUUAAUUAUUCCGCUGUGUGUGAUCUGUUUCGGUAUUGCUCUAAUUGAUACGGCACUAUUACCGGCGCUGGGCUAUCUGGUGGAUGUACGGCAUGUUUCCGUGUACGGGUCAGUGUACGCCAUCGCGGAUAUUUCCUACUCGACGGCCUACGCUUUUGGACCGGUAUUUGCCGGAAAUGUGUACGAAGCGUUGGGCUUCACCGUCCUGUGCUGUAUGAUUGGUGUCAGUAAUUUACUGUACGUGCCGGUACUGUACUGGCUGCGGGGGGCUUACAACUACGAUGCCAUCUACAACGAAGGACAAGCCAUUAUGCCGCAAGAUAAAGAUGGAAAAAUGGCGCAACUCUCCGAAUGGCAGGAAGAACAGCAGCGCUUUACCAUGUCGCAGACCGGUCCUAAAAAUAUUAUGCGCAAUGGCGCCUAUGGGUCGAUGAAUCGAUACCAUCGAGAGUAUGAAAAGGAUACAGACCGGAUUCUCCCGGAUAAUGAUGAGGAAGAUGAAAUGGAAUAAUAAUUUUUAGCGUACACACAGUGCAGUUACCAACAACGCGCUGGCAUUAACUGGUUUUUGUUAACACAAGGCGCACCAGCCCCCGAACUCGUCUUUUCUUCGGUCUCUAUAUAUGCAGUUUCCGUGUUUCGACGGCUGUCUCAGCUGACAUUUUUACGACGACAGCGCACUGUAAAAUAGAGGCUACACAUUUGCUGCAGACGUGCUCUUUCAAAGACAACGUAACUAACGAAUCAACCAACGAUCGAUUUGUCACCAAACCGAUGCAUACGUACACAUAUACGCCUAACGCUGCCAGCCAUGCAGUUAUCGCCGCUGUCGAUCGUCACAAUUUUCUCAAAUUGCAAUCUCUUGUUCUCCUGUGUCUGUUUGGUGUACUGCGAUCUGCGCUGCACACGUCAUCCCUCUGACGUGGUUUGUUUUCUUUUUUCUAUUGCUGACCUUGAGUUAAGGAGAGAAAUUAUUUAUUUAUAUCUUUUCCAUUUUUUCUUCCAUGAAAAGAACGGAAUACAUUCGACUGUGACCUUUAGUUCGACAAUACCAUGCGACAAUU
This is a messenger RNA of Paramacrobiotus metropolitanus, 3336 nucleotides long. Its product is annotated as vesicular acetylcholine transporter-like. Gene Ontology annotation, molecular function: acetylcholine transmembrane transporter activity. The record is from RefSeq and is a predicted model, not a curated record. The coding region runs from base 1176 to 2783 and encodes 535 amino acids. Gene Ontology annotation, biological process: transmembrane transport; chemical synaptic transmission. The transcript is spliced from 4 exons. Gene Ontology annotation, cellular component: terminal bouton; AP-2 adaptor complex; AP-1 adaptor complex. Lineage: Eukaryota; Metazoa; Tardigrada; Eutardigrada; Parachela; Macrobiotidae.